This is a messenger RNA of Rattus norvegicus (Norway rat), 8450 nucleotides long. NCBI's taxonomy places the organism in Eukaryota, Metazoa, Chordata, Mammalia, Rodentia, Muridae. The record is from RefSeq and is a predicted model, not a curated record.
UUGGUCUGGAGCGGCGCAGCAGGAGCGGGGCCGUGAGGUGAGCUCGUGGCGAGGCGCGGCGACGCGAAGCAGCUGGUUGGGGCCGUGUCGGGAGCAGGCCCCGUGCCGCGCGCGCGCUGUGCGGGCGGGACCGGGGACGGACGCCCUGGCCACUGCGGGACCCUGGCUCAGUCCUGUUCUCCGACUGGCCCCCGGAUCACCCAGCCCCGGAGGGAGGCCCGGGGACCGCUGCUGAGAGCGUGGCGGGCGUGCGAGCGCCGCCCAAUCACUGCGGCUACCCGCGGGAAUGACGGCCUCCCAGGCCAAUCAGCGCGGUCCGAGGGGGCUGGGCCGCGAGGAGAAUAAAAGCAGCCCCGUUGAUGACUGAAAAUGACCAAGCACCCACCUAACAGACGAGGAAUCAGCUUUGAAGUGGGAGCCCAGUUGGAAGCCCGGGACCGUUUAAAAAACUGGUAUCCGGCUCAUAUUGAAGACAUUGACUACGAAGAAGGGAGAGUCCUCAUCCAUUUCAAGCGGUGGAACCAUCGUUACGAUGAGUGGUUUUGUUGGGACAGUCCUUAUCUGCGUCCUUUAGAGAAGAUACAGCUGAGGAAAGAGGGUUUGCAUGAAGAGGAUGGAUCUUCUGAAUUUCAAAUAAACCAGCAAGUGCUUGCUUGCUGGUCUGACUGUCGAUUUUAUCCAGCCAGAGUCACUGCUGUGAACAAGGAUGGUACUUACACUGUGAAAUUUUAUGAUGGAGUAGUUCAAACUGUCAAACAUAUUCAUGUCAAAGCUUUUUCCAAAGAUCAGAAUAUUGUGGGUAAUGCUAGGCCUAAAGAAACAGAUCACAAAAGUCUUUCAUCGUCUCCUGAGAAACGAGAGAAGUUUAAAGAACAGAGAAAAGCCACGGUCAAUGUGAAGAAAAACCAAGUGGAAAAAGCCUUAAAGACAGAAAAGCGGCCCAAACCGCCCGACAAAGAGGGAAAGCUGACCUGCCCAGAAAAGGGCAGAGUGUCAGAGAAAAGCCUUCCCAAGAACGAGAAGGAAGAUAAGGAAAACAUUUCUGAGAACGAGCGGGAGUAUUCUGGGGAUGCCCAGGUGGACAAGAAGCCCGAGAAAGACCUUGUGAAGAGUCCACAAGAGACCCUGAAGGAGCCAAAAAGAAAACGAGGCAGACCCCCUUCCAUAACUCCUACUGCUGUGGAUUCAAAUUCUCAAACUUUGCAACCAAUAACAUUGGAAUUGAGAAGACGGAAAAUAUCAAAACGAAGUGAUACCCCAUUAAAGCGCCCCCGACUUGACAAAAAUUCAUCCCAGGAACAGUCAAAAAAACGCUCUGAAAACAGUGACAAAGACUUAUCCAGAAGACGGUCCUCCAGGCUGUCCACUAAUGGGACCCGUGAGACCCUAGAUCCCGACCUGAUUGUACCUGAUCUGGUUCAUACGGUUGAUACGAACCCUCUACAGGACAAGUCACCCAGUGCCAAGGAAUCUGCUGAAGGUCAGUUGGAGUCUCCAUUGGAAGCUGGCCAGGUGUCUUCUGCAUUAACUUGCCACCCCAUCGGGGAUGGCCUGGGGGCUGCAGACUUGGAGUUGAACUGCAAGUCAAUGGGAGAGAACACGAUGAAAACAGAACCGGUGUCUCCGCCUGCCGAGGUGCAGGAAGAUUCCGCUGCUGAAGUUCCAAACACUUUGAAGAAAGCGGGUGACUUUGUGAAGUUGCAUGCGCCAGCUGUGGACCUGGACCACAAGUUUCGAUGCAAGGUUGUGGACUGUUUGAAGUUCUUCCGCAAGGCUAAACUGCUGCACUAUCACAUGAAGUACUUCCAUGGAAUGGAGAAGUCACCAGAGCCAGAGGACGGGUCAGGGAGGACGCAUGUACAGACUCGGGGCUCUACAGUGCCUGAUAAGGCCAGCCAGGAGAGCCUGCCCCGGAAGCGGAUCUCGGCCAGCUCCCCAACUGCCAAAGAGAAGGAAAAGAAUAAAGAGAAGAAAUUCAAAGAACUUGUGAGAGUGAAGCCAAAGAAGAAAAAGAAAAAGAAAAAGAAAACCAAGCCUGAAUGUCCCUGCAGUGAGGACAUCAGUGAUACCUCCCAGGAACCUUCUCCACCCAAAACGUUUGCUGUCACCAGGUGCGGGUCCUCACACAAGCCUGCGGUCCAUAUGAGCCCGCAGCUCCAUGGUUCAGAUACUGGAAACCACAAAGGGAAAUUGAAAGCAUGUGAGGAGGAUAAUUUGAGCGAGUCCUCUUCCGAGAGCUUUCUUUGGAGUGAUGAGGAAUACGGUCAAGAUGUUGAUGUGACCACCAACCCAGAUGAGGAGCUUGAAGGCGACGACCGCUAUGACUUUGAGGUGGUCCGAUGCAUCUGUGGAGUGCAGGAGGAAAAUGACUUUAUGAUUCAGUGUGAAGAAUGCCAGUGCUGGCAGCACGGGGUCUGCAUGGGAUUACUGGAAGAAAAUGUGCCCGAGAAAUACACCUGCUACGUUUGCCAAGACCCUCCAGGUCAGAGGCCUGGCUUCAAGUACUGGUAUGACAAGGAGUGGCUGAGCCGGGGACAUAUGCAUGGUCUGGCAUUUCUAGAAGAGAACUACUCCCAUCAGAAUGCCAAGAAGAUUGUGGCCACCCAUCAGCUUCUCGGGGAUGUUCAGAGAGUGAUUGAAGUUCUGCACGGCUUGCAGCUCAAGAUGAGCAUCCUGCAAAGCAGGGAGCAUCCUGAUCUGCAGCUAUGGUGCCAGCCCUGGAAACAGCACUCAGGGGAAGGGAGAGCACAUUCCAGACACAUCCACAUCACAGACGCCAGGAGCGAGGAGUCCCCAAGCUAUAGAACUUUGAAUGGGGCGGUGGAGAAGCCAUCGCCCCUGCCCCGGUCUGUAGAGGAGUCUUACAUCACCAGUGAGCAUUGCUACCAGAAACCCCGCGCCUAUUACCCCGCUGUGGAGCAGAAGCUGGUAGUGGAGACAAGAGGCUCUGCCCUUGAUGAUGCAGUCAGCCCCCUCUGUGAGAAUGGUGACGACCCCCUCUCCCCUCGCCUAGGCUGGCCCAUCGACCAAGAUAGGAGCAGAGGGGACAUCGAUCCCAAACCCAGCUCCCCAAAGGUGAGGGAAUGCAUUCCCAAGAAGGUCUUGCUAGAAGAAACCCCUGCUCGGAAGCUGCUGGACAGAGGUGGAGAAGGGCUGGUGAGCUCUCAGCACCAGUGGCAGUUUAACCUGCUGACACAUGUGGAGUCUCUUCAGGAUGAAGUAACACAUCGGAUGGACUCCAUUGAGAAGGAGCUGGACGUGCUGGAGAGCUGGCUGGACUACACUGGGGAACUGGAGCCCCCAGAGCCACUGGCCAGGCUUCCACAGCUCAAGCAUUGCAUCAAGCAGCUGCUGACUGACCUGGGCAAGGUGCAGCAGAUUGCCCUCUGCUGCUCAACAUGAAGCUGGGCACCCAAGACAUUGGAGCACAAUCCUGGCAUGUCUGCCAGGGGGCUUCGCAUAUUUAAGUAAAUAAACUAAGCAUGCUGAAUGCACGUGACACUGACUGACUUCAGGGAUUUAGCCAGGAGUGUGAUGGACAUUGGGACAAAGAGACCAUUUUGGCUGCUGGAGGACGGGGCACUCUUGAUCUGGAAGCCGACUGCAAAGGCAGCCCAUAGUCUUAGAAUCCCCUUCUGUGCACAUUGUUGAACGAAGCAAGUCUUUGCACAUCUUCAAUUGGAAUCGUGCCACUGAUGAUAAACAAAAUGAGAGCCAAAAAAAAAAAAUCUAGUAGAAAACAGUUGUAAAUUCAAUUUGCAGUUUAUUUAAUUGACUUUUGAGUCAGGUAGAGGCAUGUGCCAACCCCUCUGGUUUCUCUGCCUGGUGUGGCGUGUGUGCAGCAGGCAGCGACUGCUCUCAUCCCUCAGCCUCACUGGAACGUUGGGACUUCACUGUGCCAUGCAGUUUUCCAAGGCUGGGGCCCGACUGCUCUGCUUCCUCAAGACUUCAUUUUCUCACCUCGACUCUUGCAUGGUUUCACGGUACCAGGGACAAGUUUUUAUGUUUUUACUCCAGAGUCUGCUGGGCUGUGGUUUUGACAGCCAAGUGAAACUGCUGAAGGAGGAGCUAGAAUCUUGAUGGAAUGAGAAUCUACAAGGAAUUCCAGAAGGAAGCAGUCAGGGUCUGGAACCCAAAGGACAGCAUUUUCUACCCACUUAUUAAAUUCAAUAGCUUCCCAGUUCUAUUUAAAGUUAUGAAGAAAACGUUUCUCAAAAUUUUUGAACUCUUUUACUGUAAAGAUUUGUUACAAAGAACUUGGGAGUUAUUUUACGUCGUCAUCAUCAGCAAACUUGCAAUUCUAUAUGUAGUCUCCCUCCUCCCUGGAGGCUGGGGUAGCAGUUGCCGCUACACUGUAACACUUUAAGUCCCCGUCUGUAUUACUUUGUGAGAUGAAGGUAAUUAUGCUGCUUACAGUCCAGGUACAGUCUGUUUGUACCUUCAGAGAGAUUUGUGUUGUCGCAGGCUCUGGUUCCAUGUGUCAUUGCUGUGUCUUUUGGUUGGUUUUAUCAUACUAGGCAAAAGGUAAGAGGUUCCGUGCUGUGAGGACUUCAUUUUUUGCAUCACUAACGGUAAACUUUGUUUGAUUUAUCCAUCAACACCCACCGGUUCAUUAUCAGUUUUGGAAUCUGUAAUGUUCUAGGCUGCAAAUAUUUACUAUGUAACCAUCAAGGAGCCGAGGUCAGUAGUUCCCAACAGCAGCACCUCUAGCUGCCUUGGGAGUGGUUUCGUUUCAGGCUCAACAGGCCAUUGUGGCCAUAAAUUCAGGCUUAUGUACAGAGAAGUUUCAGGGAAUGGAUGCCUUGUCUAAAGAUCUGUCUACCAUUUGAUAUAAAGUGAGCUGUGGGGCAAGCAUAUAGGGACUGUGUGACAUGCAGUGACGCCAACACAGUCCCUUACAAGAGGCUGCUUCCCACUUCUCACAUUGAUGUUUUCUUGUGGGAAGAAGUGCCCCAAGCGUAUACAUGCCAUCAGAGUCCUGGGUAGUUUAACAUAUAGCUACAUUUUGAGACUUGUAUGAUGGUUGUCUGAAAGGGGAAGGAACAAGAUAAUUAUCUAUAGCUACAACCGUGUGCGCUAUGAUGAUUGGGGGCCAUCGAAGUGGUUCAGUUGGUAGUGGUGCUUGCCGCCAAGCCUGCUGACCUGAGUUGGAUCCCCAGGACCCAAUAGAGAGAAUCGACACCUUCAAAUUGUCCCAUGACACACAUACAUACACACAAAUGUAAUAAAGGGUUUUAAAUUAAGGUUUCUCUUUUAUGUAACUACUCUUGAUGUAGUGUCACAUCUGGGAAGCUGUGGCCUGGAAGGCGGUCAUUUUGUGUCUUGUUCAGAGAUGGAAGCAGAAACUGACGAUCCUAAUUUUGCCAUGUGGUUAUUACUGGGUUUAUCAUUUAGGUUUUGUGAAGGACAUCAUCUGGUUUCAUUGUGACUUUUGUUUUUAGGGAAGCAAAGCAAACUCCCCAUAUUCUGAUAACCUCAAUUCUUCCCUAACUUAAAGCCAUGUUGAGGGGCUCCACUCCCAGUUUGGGUCAGAGUGAAUUCACCCCUAUGUUGGAGCACUGGAAUCUGUUAUUUGCAAACAAUGUUAUCAUUUAGAAAGAUGUGCACUACCUACGUUCUGUCUGUUAAAGAACUCUCCACCUAUAGAAAGUCGCCUUUGAUAAAACAGUUCUGGUUCAGGGGCUGGGGAUUUAGCUUAGUGGUAGAGUGCUUACCUAGGAAGCGCAAGGCCCUGGGUUCGGUCCCCAGCUCCGAAAAAAAAAGAACAAAAAAAAAAAAAAAGUUCUGGUUCGAUCAGUCGUUCUUCGGUAUAUAUGCAAGGUGGAUCCUGGCUGAGCCAACAUUGCACUGUGGAUACGUAUUUGUGUUUACGCGAUGCUAGACAGAAGGCACUGUACAUAUGAGUGUUGCUCUCAAGCAAUAUUUGCAAAACAUGCAAACUUCUGUAUCUGGAAAAAUAAAACAGGUUCUUGUUGCUAUGUGUCAGUCACAUUACUUAAGUAUGAAAGGUUAUGGAUUUGGUUGGUUUAGUUUGGAGGCAAGGUUUUACUAUGUAGCCCUGACCAGCCUAGAGCUCCCAGAAAUCCCGUCUCUGUUCCAAAUGCUAGUAUUAAAGUCCUGUGCCACCUUACCUGGUUGUUCUUCAGGUUGUUCUUUGUGUAGUCCAGGCCUGGCCUUGAGCUUGAGCUUAUGUAACCCGCAAAUAUGAAGCAGUUGUGCUUCAAAUUUGAAAUGAUCUUGUCCUGGUCUCCUUGAGUAUACUACUAUAACCCUGCAAGAAUCCAAUGCUUUAUGCAUUAUGAUGAGCUUGAGGUCAGCCUGGUCUGCAGAGUGAGUUCUAAGACAGUCAGGGCUACACAGAGAAACCCUGUCUCAAAAAACAAAAUGCUCAUACCAGCUCCUACCCAAGUGUGGCUCAUGCAUUGCAGUGGAGGCUGCAGAUCGACUGCAUUUUUGGUUGCUGGAAGCAAAUCAAGGUAGAACAGGCUGCUUCCCUGGACUGAGAUUUGUCCAUUGCUUUCAACAGCCCCAGGCUCCCUAUAGACCUGAACUAUACCCCUCAACACCCACGGUGGGCAGAAUCCUCAGAACUGUUUGUCUUCAUUCCAUGCAAAAUCCCUUCCUUUUGAAGAGUUGAGGAUUAUCAGAAGGUGUUAAAGCAGGAGCUCUGGACAUAUUAAAUGAGCACUUGUGGUAAGUUCCUAUCACUCUGCAUUCCAAGCUCUGGCCAUGGAAAACCAUUGUGCAGGUGCAGCUUUAGGGUUUACUCACUGGUUUAAACACAGGGUGGGGACGAAGGGCUUGCUCACAAGUGUGCUUUACUCCAGGGAGUUGACAUCUUGCAGAAGUUAACGAGAGCUAAUCAGUGUUAAGGAAUCAGAGGUGUCUUCAUGGUAUACAAUCUGGUCAUGGUCACUGGUUUGUUUUUAAGGUCAUGAACCCUAAAUAGUUUUAGGCAAAACAUUUCUCAAAUGAUUAAUGUGUGCAUAGAAAGUUAGGAAACCCUGAGCUAUAGGUUAAGGCAAGGAAACAUGCCAAGCAUCAUUCCUUUCUGAGGACCCUGUAUUAUACUGUGUGUGUGUGUGUGUGUGUGUGUGUGUGUGUGUGUAACAUGUGAAAGAAGAGGUCAUGGAGAAAUGGACAAGUGGGAAUUAUGUAAAGUACACACGACUUCUCAAAAGAAAACCUGAAAAAAGCUGUUCUCAAAAAUGCUUCCCAGGAAAUGGUUAGAAACAGAGGUUAUUUCCAACAAAAUUAGUGGGGAAACAAUGUGUUGUCCAGUUGUAUUGAUUCCAACUACUGAUCUUUAAGCCACUGAACAUAAAGUGAAACUAGAGAGUUCAUUUUCCUUGGUUUUCUGUUGUUUUUGAGAGGGUCUCUACAUAACCCUAGCUGGAACUCAACUAUGUGGACCAGGCUGGCCUCAGAACUCCUGCCUCUACUUCUGAGCUGAGAUUUAAAGUAUGAGCCACGACACCCAGCUCAUACAAUCCAGAUUUAUUUAAGUAUUUGUAAGUAUUUAGUAGGGCCAUUUAUUUUAUUGCUCAGCUUCCAAACCACUAUAUACUGCUACCUACCUGCUGAAGCUCGGAUACUAGAUACUAUGAAGCAAAGGGUAGAAUGGAACACUAGACAACUGAAACCGUUAACAAGGCCUUUUGCAGAACAAAACUCAAGCGGGUUUAGAAAGCCCAAGGAUGUGUCCUAGAUCUAGUCAACAAGGUGAGAAGGGAGAGAUUUCCCGCCUAAAGGUGCAGCCCCCCCUCCAGGAAUAGCUAAUAAAAAGCCUGUUCUUAUGGGCUCCCAGAAUCCUCUGGCUAUCAGCUGGAAAGUUGGGCAACAAGUUCGUAAAAUAAGCCCAAUAAAUAAAGGACAAAGGCAAGACACACCAGACACAGCUGUCAAAAUUCAACUUUUAUUAACUCGGGGUAGGCUGUCAGUCCAGGGAGCCCGGGGCUCCGCCGCUCAGCCGGUGAUGCGCACGUCCGGGCGGCGCCGCAGCCGCCGAGCCCGAGCCGCCUCGGGUAGAAUGGCCUGCAGCUGCUCCUGCACCAGCAUCUCCACAAUCUGCUCCUUGGUGCGGAUGUCCGGCCGCAGCCACUGGCGGGACAGUUCCCGCAGCUGCCGGAAGGCUUCCCGGGGACCCGCCGCAUCCUGGUAGCGAAACUGCCGGAAGCGCUGGCGAAAGGUCUCGGGGCCGGGACGAGAGGCGCCGGGCCUCGGGGCGGCGUCAGCCUGAGGCGCUGUGUUCAAAGCUGCGGGCGCGCCGGGGAGCUCCGGGGCAGGGGAGCUCAUGGAGUCGGGCUCCCGGGCCGCACAGUCGCCAGCUCCUUCCUCCUGCUCGGGCGGCGCCGCGGGGCUUUGGGCGGCCUGGCUGGGCUGCGGCGCCGCCAUGACUACGGCUGUCCGCGUCACCCUUUGUUUCGCAGUUACGCGCGCCUUCUGCGUCU